AUGGUUCGCCUCAUACUAGGACUUCUGGCCCUUGCCGCAAUCGUAUGCGACUUUACUGUAUCUGCAAUUCUCCCAAAUCCCAAUCGUCGUAUCCGCCGGCAAGCAAGCAAUUGUUCUACUCCGGUAGAUCCCGCGAUAAAGGCACCGAAACCAAACCCUUGGCUUCCAUUCUCGAGAAAUGAGACAGCUACACUUCUCGAAUGGCUCCAUGCUCCAGCUCAAGGGCUCAAUUUGACGGUAUAUGCAAACUUCACCCCUUGGGAUAACCGUGUCGGGGUUACCGAGCUUUUGAUUCCGAAUAAAACGGAUGUUUUGAAUUAUUUGGAGGGCGGUCCUGCUCCAGUCCGGUAUGCGCGUGUUGAACUUUACUUUGGCGCCACAGAAAACCCGUAUACUGAAGACUACAUCGUUGGUCCUAUUCCCGUUUCGGAAGCAACAACUAUCAACCCUCUGAACUUUAUAUACAACAAGGGCAAUGGCAAAUCACCUGUCUAUGCUGCCGAUUACCAACUCCUGAUUCAAUGGGCCGAAUCAAUUGGGACGCAAAUUUCUGAUAUCAUGCUGGACAUUCUUGGGACGGAUCUAAACACAUCUCGUAUCAUAGCAUCGGACCCUAAACAAGAGGAUGGUAGGACUAUUCUCUGGGCGCAAUACGGGCUCUAUCCUACAAGUGAAUAUGAUAGCGGGUCUAUCCUCCCACAGGGCCUUUUCUUGAAAACCGAUAUCACUGGUCGGAAACCGGAAGAAUGGAAACUGCUCAAUAUCUUUUAUGAUAAUAUUCUAUAUGAUGGAGUUGAUGAAUUCCGCAAGGCGUGGGAAACUCCCGGGUUCAACAAACUUACGAAACAAGUCGAUGGAAACUGGACACACACGGGAAGAUCUAGCACAGGAGAAAGUAUCCCGCUAGAUGAACGGGCGCCUCCAAUCUCGAUCCAGCCCGAAGGUCAAAGAUUCAGUGUCGACAAAGAUGAAAAUUAUGUCAAAUGGAUGGAUUUCGAGUUUUAUACCGGCUUUAGUCGAGAUCUAGGGGUAACACUCUACAAUAUCAAGUACAAGGGUAAGCGAAUAAUAUAUGAGCUUGGGCUCCAAGAAGCGAUUGCGCACUAUGCCGGGAAUGAUCCCAUGCAAAGCAGAACGGCAUACCUGGAUAGCUAUUACGGAUUUGGCCCCUACGUGUUUGAGCUAUUACCAGGAUACGAUUGCCCAACCUAUUCAACAUUCCUCAAGACCUCGUACAGUGAAGCUGGCUAUUCAUUUACCAAUAAAGACAGCAUCUGCUUGUUUGAGCAGGAUGCGGGAUAUCCUCUCCAACGUCACACUUCUAGGGACUUUAUAACGGUCACAAAAAACACGGUGUUUACACUCCGAUUCGUUUCAACGGUUGGAAAUUACGAUUAUAACUUUGACUAUAACUUUUACCUUGACGGGAGCAUUGAGGUGAAGGUCAGAGCAUCUGGAUAUAUACAAGCGGCUUUUUAUGCCAAUAACGAGGAUUAUGGCUAUAAGAUUCAUGAUGCUAUAUCAGGCUCUAUGCACGACCAUGUCUUGAAUUUUAAGGCUGAUAUUGAUGUGCUUGGAGUGAAAAAUACUUUUGAGAAGGUCGCUAUCGUCAGCGAUACAGUAGAUUAUGUGUGGUCACCCAUUCCUCGUAAUACUAUGCGUCUUGAGCGAUCUUUUGUUGAGAAUGAGGAUGAUGGGAAAAUCAACUGGCCAACGAACAGUGCUGCAAUGUACGUUGUUGUCAACACCGAUGAGCCCAACAUCUAUGGAGAAUACCCUGGCUACAGAAUCCUCCCAGGUUCUGGAUCCCCAAUUCAUCUUACAAUCCAAAACUCGUCAAAUCUGCUCAAUUCCGCCGAGUUUGGAACCCAUCAUCUCUAUGUUACCAAGCAGAAAGACACAGAACCCCGUUCUGCUGCCGCCGCGAACUCAAUGGACCUUGGAGAUCCACUUGUAAAUUUUGGGAAUUUUUUUGAUAGCGAAUCAUUGGCUCAAGAAGACAUAGUUGUUUGGUUCAAUUUGGGCAUGCACCAUGUUCCGCAUACCGGCGAUCUCCCGAAUACGGUAUUCACGACCGGACAGUCCAGCGUUUUCCUUUCACCUCAUAAUUAUCUCCUCGGAGAUCCGUCUCGAUUUACCUCUCAGCAAGUAGAAGUGAGAUUUACACCCGGGGUCGAUAACUCGGCUGUUGUGAAAGAUGCCCCAUCCACACCCAAAUGUUUGGUGGUAGACAUGUCUCCAAUGUUUCCUGAUUUCAGCACUUACCAGGGCGGGGAGCAAACCCGGAAAUUCCCCUACACCGAUGAGGUGGAUCCUAAUGCUUCGGACCCCUGA
This is a messenger RNA of Morchella importuna, 2334 nucleotides long. RefSeq lists its product as uncharacterized. The record is from RefSeq and is a predicted model, not a curated record. Gene Ontology annotation, biological process: amine metabolic process. Gene Ontology annotation, cellular component: plasma membrane. NCBI's taxonomy places the organism in Eukaryota, Fungi, Ascomycota, Pezizomycetes, Pezizales, Morchellaceae. The coding region runs from base 1 to 2334 and encodes 777 amino acids. Gene Ontology annotation, molecular function: quinone binding; primary methylamine oxidase activity; copper ion binding. The transcript has 9 exons.